AUGACGGCUCUCCUCACCAAAGGGAUAUCACUCUUCUCAGUCCAGCCGGUCUGCGAGCCACCCAAAUCGCUAAAAGCCUCGCAGGUUCUACCGAAACCCUCGAAUCUCAGAACCCAGAAUCCGAGGAAUUUCAAGGUCAGAGCUGAAGCCAAGGUCACGAUUGACGCCCCAGGUAAACAACCCUCGCCUUCCACUUCUAACGAAGACGACCCGCUUCAGAAAUUCCUCAAAAGGGACUAUAAGUGGGGUUUCAAUCAAGAGAUAGACUCCUUUACGCUGCCAAAGGGGCUAUCUGAGGAAACCAUAAGGCUGAUUUCUUCCAGGAAGAAUGAGCCUGAUUGGAUGCUUGAGUUCAGAUUGAAGUCAUAUGAAAGGUUUAUGAAUAUGAAAGAGCCGAAAUGGUCCGAUAAUCGGUACCCAGAGAUUAAUUUUCAGGAUAUCUGCUAUUACUCUGAGCCCAAAAAGAAACCAACUUUGAAUAGUUUAGAUGAGGCUGACCCUGAGCUGAUUAAGUACUUUGAGAAGCUAGGUGUGCCUUUGAAUGAAAGGAAUAGGUUAGCUAAUGUUGCAGUGGAUGCUGUUCUUGAUAGUGUUUCCAUUGCAACUACACAUAGGAAGACCCUGGAGAAAUCUGGGGUAAUUUUCUGUUCAAUAUCUGAGGCCAUUAGGGAGUACCCAGAUUUGGUUAGGAAGUAUUUGGGGAGAGUUGUGCCCUCAGAAGAUAACUUUUAUGGGGCCUUGAAUUCGGCUGUGUUUAGCGAUGGAUCGUUUGUGUAUGUGCCCAAAAACACGAGGUGCCCUAUGCAAAUCUCGACGUAUUUUAGGAUAAACGCCAUGGAAACUGGCCAGUUCGAGAGGACUUUGAUUGUUGCAGAUGAUUCGAGCUUCGUGGAGUAUUUAGAAGGGUGUACUGCGCCUUCGUAUGAUACGAAUCAGUUACACGCGGCUGUGGUGGAGCUGUAUUGUCACGAGGGCGCCGAGAUUAAGUACUCCACCGUGCAAAAUUGGUACGCUGGAGACGAGGAGGGUAGAGGAGGGAUAUUUAAUUUCGUUACGAAGAGGGGACUUUGCGCUGGUUCUCGGUCGAAGAUAUCGUGGACGCAAGUGGAGACGGGGUCGGCUAUUACCUGGAAGUACCCGAGUGUUGUUCUGGAGGGUGAUGAAUCGGUUGGCGAGUUUUAUUCCGUUGCAUUGACUAAUAAUUAUCAGCAAGCUGAUACGGGGACUAAGAUGAUACACAAGGGUAAGAAUACGAGAAGCAGGAUAAUUUCUAAGGGUAUUUCAGCGGGGCACUCUAGAAAUUGUUACAGAGGACUUGUUCAAGUCAUGUCCAGUGCAGAUAAUGCUCGGAACUCCUCGCAAUGUGACUCUAUGCUCAUUGGAAAUAAUGCCGCGGCUAACACUUACCCGUAUAUUCAGACCAAGAAUCCCUCUGCCCGGAUUGAACACGAAGCCACCACAUCAAAAAUCGGCGAAGAUCAAUUAUUCUACUUCCAGCAGAGGGGAAUCGACUACGAAAAGGCCAUGGCAGCAAUGAUAUCCGGGUUUUGCAGGGACGUCUUCAAUGAACUUCCCGACGAAUUUGGCGCUGAAGUGAACCAGUUGAUGAGCUUGAAACUUGAAGGAUCCGUCGGGUAGGCUCACCGGUGUUUUUCAGUCAAUAAAAAAACGAUUUACCCAACUUUAAACUUUUUGGAAGCUGUAGCCAUUACCCAGGGAUCUAAGAUCUGUAAAUUUGUCAAAUUUCAUAUACUGGCAAGGAAAAAGGGGUGAAUUGUACACAAUGUAAAUGUGAAAAACAUUACUUCCUGGUGAGUUAUGAAUCCCUUGUAAUAUUGUGUACCCUUACAACUAUGGCUAUAUAAGAUGAUAUGGGCUCCUUUUCAUAUGAA
Ipomoea nil (Japanese morning glory) is the source of this 1892-nucleotide messenger RNA. RefSeq names its product UPF0051 protein ABCI8, chloroplastic. Gene Ontology annotation, biological process: iron-sulfur cluster assembly. The transcript is spliced from 2 exons. NCBI's taxonomy places the organism in Eukaryota, Viridiplantae, Streptophyta, Magnoliopsida, Solanales, Convolvulaceae. The record is from RefSeq and is a predicted model, not a curated record. The coding region runs from base 1 to 1638 and encodes 545 amino acids.